Molecule: messenger RNA, 1878 nt
Organism: Aedes albopictus (Asian tiger mosquito)
Lineage: Eukaryota; Metazoa; Arthropoda; Insecta; Diptera; Culicidae
Exons: 4
Coding region: 504-932 (142 amino acids)
Source: RefSeq, a predicted model, not a curated record
CAGCAGAAGGAAGUGCGUUUCGCAGUUAUUCGUUAGUCAGUGUGUCGUCGUCGUUUUAAUGCAGUAGUAUUACAUACAAGGAGAGACUUCAGCGGGCAAACGAAAACAAACCUGCUUCCCUGGUGUGGAGUGGUGUGGUGACGCAGAGCAACGCAAGUCGCGGCAAAAUCUGCAGAGACGCAUAACUUCGCGAUCGUUCGGAAACCGCCAAACAGUCGGCGUUGGGGUCGUAAACGCAGUGGAUGUGAUAAAUAUCAUCGGGACCCGAUCAGGAAAGUGGUGUUUUGGUGAUGGGAGUUGCGGGCUAAUCCUACACCCCGUGCAUUUUGUGAUUGCUGGCGAACCGGUUCCCAAGCAGAUGAUUGUAUUUUUGGCAGAGUACCAUGUGGCUUAUGUAAUGCAAUUCAGUGUGGAAAAUUCCGAAGAUUCAUAAGAAACGUACGAAGGGAUGUUUAAGAAGAUAGUGAAUUUUGAUUGUAACUGUGAAAAGUGUGUACGUGAAAAUGCGUGACAACUUUAUGCUGCUGAUGGGCACGGCUUGUGCCCUUAUCUGUCUGCAAGCUGUACAGUCGGAUUUGAAUGAGGUGGACGAUGUAGACUACGAAGAGGAAGGAUUUUGGAUUGGCCAUGGACUUGGGAGCAGGAAAGAUGGUGACGAAAUCCUCAAGGUGAUGUACAAAUCAGUAGGUCCAUUCAGCGAGCCACAGAACGUGACAGUGGUGGAGAAGUUCACAGCAGGUGAAGGCGAGAGCAUUACUUUCACGCAGUUUAACUCAUCAAAGGUGCUUACGUACUUCAGAGAAAUGGUUCUGGACUUCAACCCAAAGAAUUUCUAUAUCAAACUAAAUUUGUACAACAUCACGAAUCUAAGGCUACAAAGGACAGUAUACGGCUACCGAUCAAAUUCAGUGAAAAGGCGAAAUGCUCUUUAGCUCAUUGCGUAAACUUUCAUUAACAGUAGAAAGUCGAAUAGUUUGAUGAUAAGAAUUGUAAAUUAACUUUUAUCAAUAUGUUUAUAAUGUUAAAUAAUGUAGUAAGUUAAGCAAUCAUCCCAUAGAAGACCCGUUUUUGAAAAACGAAAACCGUACUAGACCUUUAAUACCAAAAAUGAUUUACAUUUUGAACUGUUACUAGGAUAAACGAUGUACGUACACCACAAAACGUACUACAAUUUUAACAGUAUUUCAUGAUAUUUACAUAAACCCAUAAUGACAGCUCCACUGUACAAAUGAAUCACUAGUUGAUCUAGCAGAAAAAUAUACCUCACGUUGAGCAUCCCCACCCCAAACGGAUUACUGAAUCAGAGAUAAUAAUUGAUAUCCAGUAUGGAAAUUAUGCCGAAUAAACACUCGUAAAGACCAUCCAUAUUAGCCGUGACAAAUCCAAUUGAAAGUAAGAGUUACGAAAAUAUGCCUACACGUACAGGUAAUACCGAUUAUGUCAAUCGUUUGCUAAUGACUUCACACAAUAAGCCAGCCCACUAAACACAUACCUGAAAAGCAUUGAUAGCCAAUUAUCCAAGUGGAUGACAAUUGACGAGCAUGUACGUUUGACGAAAUGGUGCUAAGUCCCAAUGCAAAUAUAAUAACCACCGACCGAUCACAUCAGCAAUAAUUGUAAGUGCUGUCCUCCAUCCAUACCUCCCAUAUCGAUAAGUGUAUGAUAGUCGAACCGGAUAUCACUUUAGCAGCGUACUUACAUAUCAGCCGGGGCUACAGAGCACUGCAGUGUCAAUGCACGAUGGAUAUGAUUAUGCAAAAGUUUGUUUUAAUUUUCAUACUGUCAUCCAAUAUGAAUCCAUGGGUUGGCCGCGCAGAGAGCGGAAAAGUGAAAGAUGCAAAUAUAAGUAUAAUUAUUGAUUAGUUGUACGGCGAAAGG